This is a messenger RNA of Camellia sinensis, 2393 nucleotides long. RefSeq names its product putative WRKY transcription factor 20. Gene Ontology annotation, molecular function: sequence-specific DNA binding; DNA-binding transcription factor activity. The record is from RefSeq and is a predicted model, not a curated record. Lineage: Eukaryota; Viridiplantae; Streptophyta; Magnoliopsida; Ericales; Theaceae. Gene Ontology annotation, biological process: regulation of DNA-templated transcription.
AUAGAUCCACAUUCGUCCGUGCACGGUAAAACGCGACCUUGGCAACAUCAAUUUAACGAUCACACAACCACCACCAACAACAACGUAACAGAGAUUAAGAAAAUGACAACCCAAACACAUCCCAAUCCAGAUCCACUGUAAACCCAAGUCAACCUCUCUCUAUCUCUCUGUGAAAUCCCCAAACUACCCCUCCGCUGUUCUUCACCCCAUCCAUCGAACCCCGCUCUUCUCUCUCUCUCUCUCUCUAACCAAGCUUCGCAAUCGUCAAUGGAAGACUCUGAGUCUGAGUCUCUGAGCUCUCUUCACAAGGAAGAAAGUCGCGUGAUUCACAGCUCUGAUCACACGAGAGAUGCGAAUUCUGGAUCCAGCUCCGGCAGGUACAAACUCAUGUCUCCGGCCAAACUCCCGAUCUCUAGGUCUCCGUGCAUGACAAUCCCUCCCGGACUCAGUCCGACUUCGUUUCUUGACUCCCCUGUUCUUCUCUCUAACAUGAAGGCAGAACCUUCUCCAACUACAGGUUCAUUUUUUAAGCCUCAAUUGAUGCAUUGGACUGGGGGUACCUCUGGUUUUUCAUUGGCUACAAAUAGCUCCAAUAGUGAUACGAUCGAUGAAAUAAAAAACGGCUGUUUUGAGUUUAAACCCCAUGCUGGAUCUGAUGUUUCAAGGUUACCUGCAGUGACACCCAUGACCUCCACAGGCAUGGACAACCAAAAAAAUGAACCAUUUGAGCGAGCUCAAGUUCAAUGCCAGUCUCAAUCAUUUGCAUCAUUGUCAUCUGUUAUAAGCGAGAUGGCAUCCUCCUCGAAAGAAUUGAAUGUACCUGAACCUGUUCAUAUGUUUGCUUCAAGAGCUACUGUACCUGCUGGAGUUGAUUCUGAUGAAUUAAACAAGGUUCAAGCAUCGCAAUCUGAUCAUAAAGAUAUUGGGCCUUCAGUUACUCCUGAGAGAUCAUCUGAUGAUGGAUAUAACUGGCGAAAAUAUGGGCAGAAACUUGUGAAAGGAAGUGAAUUUCCACGAAGCUAUUACAAAUGUACACAUACUAACUGUGAGGUGAAGAAGAUUUUCGAACGCUCUCCCAGUGGUCAAAUAACAGAGAUUGUGUAUAAGGGUACACAUGAUCAUCCCAAGCCUCAACUGGCCCGUCGAUAUACUGCUGGUUCCAUUAUGUCCGUCCAAGAGAAAACUGAUAAUAUUGAGCCAUAUGGCACUCCUGAGCUAUCUCCUCGUGGAACAAAUGAUGACAGUGUAGAGGGUGGAGCUUCCCAGUUGAACUGCACUAAUGAUGAGGUUGAUGAAGAUGACCCAUUUUCAAAGCGGAGGAAGUUAGAUGGUGUUGAUAUUGAUGUCAUACAGGUCGUUAAGCCAAUUCGUGAACCGCGUGUUGUUGUUCAAACUGUGAGUGAGGUUGAUAUACUGGAUGAUGGGUAUCGAUGGCGUAAAUAUGGUCAGAAAGUGGUGAGGGGCAAUCCUAAUCCGAGGAGUUAUUACAAGUGCACAAAUGCUGGAUGCCUGGUUAGGAAACACGUGGAAAGGGCAUCCCACGAUCCCAAAGCUGUCAUAACUACAUACGAGGGAAAACACAAUCAUGACGUACCUACUGCAAGAACUAGUAGCCAUGACAUGGCAGGACCUGCAACUGUGAAUGGAAUGUCGAGGGUUAGAUCAGAACAGAGUGAUUCAAUCAGCCUUGAUCUUGGGGUGGGGAUUAACUCUAGUGCUGAAAAUAGAUCAAAUGAGCACCAGCAAAUACUGGAUGCUGAACCUUGGCAAAACCAUGCGAAUGGUAACGGCUCCAACUUUAAGGUAGUUCGAGUAACCCCAGUUUCAUCAUACUAUGGUGUUCCAAAUUUAGGUCAUAGCUUUCAGACUCCACCUUUAAAUCAUUCUUCUAACCCAUAUCCACAAAACUUGGAAAGGAUACUUUUGGGCCCGUAGAAUUGUUUUGUGAACAGAAGAAAGAAUAAAAUCAAAUGAUGUGGAUUUUCUCCAUUGGUGGCUUGGAGGUGAAAGGCUAAAGGGCAAAUACGACCGAUCAUUUUCUUCCUGUUAAGUGUUGCUUAUACGACAUUAAUUGCUCUUGCCUGAAAUGGUUUGUACAAAUGUGCAAUUUUAGUACAUAUACAUUUCUGACCAACAGAUGUAUUGUAACUGAGACCGGUGCUUGAAAAGGAAAGUAUUUUGCAGGAAUUUACUUUCAUGUCUGAAUCACUGAUUGAUUGGUCAGGUCAAUGUUUUAUUGAAAAUAAUGUAUUAAUUGUGUCCGAAUUAUUGUACUUUGUAUUUUUUGAUCUCAUAUACUGAGGUUCAUAUAAGGUGCGAACGGGUUUGACAGCCGGAGAGACUCACCGGUGAUGAACUUCUUUUUCCAUCUGAAUGUUAUUGGUUCAAAGAAA